Messenger RNA from Osmerus eperlanus (European smelt), 3521 nucleotides. It is a transcript of the gene dnajc11b, whose product is annotated as DnaJ (Hsp40) homolog, subfamily C, member 11b. NCBI's taxonomy places the organism in Eukaryota, Metazoa, Chordata, Actinopteri, Osmeriformes, Osmeridae. The record is from RefSeq and is a predicted model, not a curated record. The transcript has 16 exons. Gene Ontology annotation, biological process: cristae formation. Bases 130 to 1812 code for a protein of 560 amino acids.
GAGAGCAGAGGAGUCUGUCACAAACUGGCUAGGGUCUGCCUGGCCACAUGAAGGCGCCAUUGCAAUCACUCACAGACCAAUGAGCUUCCAGAAAGCUUGCGGAGUGGGCGGGGUAGGAAGAGCGCAAACAUGGCGACGUCCUUAGAUGAUGAUCUAGAAUUGGAUAACGAAGAUUAUUAUUCUCUCCUAAACGUCAGGAAAGAGGCCACUCAGGAGGAACUGAAGGCUUCCUACAGGCGGCUGUGUAUGCUCUAUCACCCAGACAAGCACAGAGACCCCCAGCUCAAACAGCAGGCUGAGCAGCUAUUUAACCAGGUGCACCAGGCUUAUGAGGUAUUGAGUGACCCUCAGUCCAGGGCCAUCUAUGAUAUCUUUGGAAAGAAAGGUCUUGAGGUGGAAGGAUGGGAGGUGGUGGAGAGGAAGAGGACUCCAGCAGAGAUCCGUGAGGAGUAUGAAAGGCUGCAGAAGGAAAGAGAGGAAAGGAGGCUACAACAGAGAACCAACCCCAAGGGCACCAUCAGUGUUGGAGUAGACGCCACAGACCUGUUUGACCGUUAUGACGAGGACUUUGAGGAGGCUCCAGGAGGAGGGUUCCCUCACAUCGAGAUAAACAAGAUGCACAUCUCCCAGUCUAUAGAGGCUCCGUUAACAUCUCUGGACACAGCAGUGCUGUCUGGCUCUCUCUCCACACACAACGGCAACGGGGGAGGCAACAUCAACAUGACCGUACGCAGGGUCACGUCAGCCAAGGGCUGGGGAGAGGUGGAAUUAGGUGCAGGAGACAUACUAGGACCUCUGUUUGGGUUGAAGGUGUUCCGUAACUUGACUCCACGAUGUUUCCUGACGGCUCAGUGUGGGAUGCAGUUCUCUCCGCGCGGCGUGCGUCCCAGCUGUUCUCUGAUGACGGCCCGCCACCUGGACCAGAACACCAUGGGAUACCUGCAGUGGCGCUGGGGGCCCAACAGCGCCAUGACCACUAGCCUGGUCCGAGACACCAAGACCAGCCACUUCACUCUGGCCCUGCAGCUGGGCGUUCCUCACACUUACCUUAUGAUGAGUUAUCAGUACAAGCUCCAGGAUGAAGACCAGACCAAGAUCAAGGGCUCUAUCAAGACAGGCUGGUUUGGUACAGUGGUGGAGUAUGGAGCAGAGAGGAAGAUCAGUCGCCACAGUGUCCUGGCUGCUACUGUCAGCAUCGGAGUCCCACAAGGAGUCACUCUGAAGAUCAGGUUGGCCAGGGCCAGUCAGACCUACCUGUUCCCCGUCCACCUGACAGACCAGCUGCUGCCCAGUGCUGCGUUCUACGCCACAGUGGGGCCCCUGCUCCUAUACAUGGCUGUACACAGACUGGUCAUCAUCCCAUACACAUGCGCUCAGAAGCAGGAAGAGCUGGAGCUGCAGAGAAAGAGCUCUGCCACAGACAUUGCCAAGAAAAAGCAGGAGGCAGAAUCAGCUGUUCUACUGAUGCAGGAGUCUGUGAGGAGAGUCAUCGAGGCUGAGGAGUCGAAGAUGGGUCUGAUCAUCCUCAAUGCCUGGUACGGAAAGUUUGUGACGGACAACAGCCAGCGGCAAGAGAGAGCUCAGGUCAUCGACGUCACUGUUCCUCUGCAGUGCCUGGUCAAGGACUCCAAACUCAUCCUCACGGAGGCCUCCAAGGCAGGCCUGCCAGGCUUCUAUGAUCCAUGUGUAGGGGAGGAGAAGAGCCUCAAGCUGCUGUACCAGUUCAGAGGCGUCAUGCACCAAGUCCUGUCUGCCGACAUGGAGGCUCUACGAAUACCCAAACAAUCUCACAGAAUCGACUCAGAGUCGUAGGAGCUCUUCUUCUGUGGAGUCAACGGGGGACACGGACAAACAUAGUCAAAAGAACAGAAGAAGAGAGGGAGAGAGAGAGACAGAGAGGAGUCAAGAGAAAUGCUCCCCUUCCCCCUAUUUUACCAUGUCAUUAAUGAAUCCAUCUUCCUUUUGAGCUUCAUCCCUCCUCCCCUUCCUUCCCUCUGUGAGCCAGCCUCCCCUCAGGUUACAGUGAACAGGACCACGCAGCCCUGGAGGUAUGGUUCAAAGGUUAGACCCUAGAAAUCUAUAGACUACUGAAACGGCGCUGCUGAAGACUGGAUUGCAGCCAUAAAACAUGUAUUUUUAUUAAUACACUACAAAAUAGAAUGUUUAUCUCCUAGUUACGUGAUGAAAAUAAUUACUGACAAGAACAAAAUUGGCAAAAUUGGGUGUUGUUGAAUUUGCCAUUUGCGCAAUCAACAAUUUCUAUUUGCAUUAACAAAUUACCUCUUGUCUUCUCCUAGAAAGGUGCAAUAUUCAUCAACUGUACUGUACAUAUCAGUGAAUUUUGCUACAUUAUAUUACUAAUGGUACAGUAACGUGAUAGUGUAGACAACGUUACAAUAACUCAUGCUAGCGUUGUUAAACACACAGUAGAACUAUGCAUGAACUAUGUUACUCAGAACUAUUGAGACGAUCCAGGAUUGCCUGUCUGUUGGCAUGGCUCAGUCAAGGCGUGAGGGACUCUUCAUUUGUGUGUGUGUUAUCUGUUCAAACUUCUCCUGCCUUGAAAGUGACUUGUCUGCUGCUUCCGUUGGAUGCCAGUGUGUCUCUGCUCUGGCCUGUGGCUGCCAAGCACACUGACCUGAGGAGAGGCUGACUGGCUGCCAGACCAGCCUGUUGGUGCUGAGACUGAUAGUGUUACUCCUGUGUGAGCAUGGCACAGGCUAGUCUUAUCCAUGCAAACACUCUAGUGUUAUUCAUGGACACCUUGGGACCAUGAAAUGGUUUCUGAAAUGUGUGCAUACAUUCAUUUGUUGUGAUAUUAUUACAUUGGUAUGUUUGAAUUUUGUUUUGGUGAUCUGAUCUGUUGUUGUUGUGCCAUUCCUCAUCAUGGUCAUAUGUAUGAGUUUGAUGUUAUUUGUUUAUUUUAUAAUCUAUGAAUUGACCUGCUGAAUUGAUCUGAAACAUUGUACUCCAUAAUAACUCUUUUAUUAUAUUAACUAGUGAGCCUGUGCUGGUCCUUACCAGACUCUCUCUCUUCACUCUCCCUCUUGUGGUAGGGGCAGUAAAGGGUUGUGUUGUGGCCUGUAUGCACUUUCUGUUGACGUACAAACGGUUGUUAAUGAAUCAGAAUUUAUUGGUGAUGAAUCAGGAGUUGUUCCAUUGACCUACACAUUAUUUUGUCUAGUGUCAUUCUUACAAACCCAUUAACCCCCCCCUGCACCCCCCCCUCCCCUUUCCUGUGUGAUCCUAUGGGACUCCACCAUGGCUUCAGUCAACCCGAAGACCGAUUUAGAGGCUGUCAGGUUUUAGCCACUUCUAUUUUUAUUGAUCUCCUGAACUCUUUCCUCCUGAUCUGAUCGUAAGUGUUCUGACCCUGGCAGCCACUUAGUCCCCCCCCCGAGGCCAGCUGUAGCAAUGCUCCUCACCGUCACAUUCCUACCCACGACCAAAACACUACUGUAUGGGUGUGUGAGGGGCUGGGUCACUCUCCUGUCCUGUGAAAAGAAACACAAAAAUAAAGA